AUGGAGGCUGAGAUUAUGCUGUGUUCAAUGCAGGCUCAUCCAGAUAAGAAACAUCUGCGUGAUGAUUCCUUCGAAGAUUAUGAGGAGUUAAAAGCGAUAUAUGGUCAAAAUAUUGCAAGUGGACAAAAUGCUGUGGGAUUAGGAGAUCCCGCUCAUGCAGAUACCUACCAAGUUGAAGCCAUCGAGAGGACAAAUGAUAUGGAUUUUGCUGAAGGGAUAAUACAGCAGCAAGCAUCUGAGCACGAAGUGUUUUCUUCGUCAUCAGAAAAAAGGAAGGGAGAAAAGCUUCCCCAAAGAAAGAAAGCUAGAACUGAUUCAUAUAACAUGAACAUAGUUGAUGAUGAAGUGACAGAAAUCAGUAGCCAGAUCUUUGGCAUGAUACAAAAAAGAUGGUAAAAAGAAGCUGAAGAAAAAGAAGCUGAAGACAAAGCUAACAAUAUUUGGGAUGCUAUCAAAGAAAUUCCUGAUUUGGAUGACGAUUUGCGUUACGAGGCGAUGACGCUUGUUCACAGCUUAGGUAUGAAAUCUGGAUUCGUUAAUAUGUCCAUAACAGACCGUUGUAGAUGGAUCAAACGAAACCUUCGUAAAUCAAGUGGUUGAAUGAGACGCCAUGGAUUGAAGUCAUUAAUGAAUAUGGUUUUUGAUUUUAGAGCUUUUUUUUCCUUCUUUGCCUAUUUGGUAUGAGUUUUAGUUUUUAUGUUUAACGAAUUGCUAUGGUUUUUAUUCUUUGUUUGAACUACACUUUGUGUUUUAUUUAUAUAUUAGUUUUUAUUUGAAGCCAUACCAGUUAAUAGUGUAUUAUGUAUCUCUUGACCUUUUCCUUAUUCUCUUUGAUAAGUUAACAAAAACGUGGAUUUGCAUGUCUUCAUAAAGUUUAACGUUCUUAAAUCUUAAUAGUGGCUGUUGCAGAC
Molecule: messenger RNA, 911 nt
Organism: Thlaspi arvense
Lineage: Eukaryota; Viridiplantae; Streptophyta; Magnoliopsida; Brassicales; Brassicaceae
Source: the annotation of a GenBank genome assembly